GCGGCGGACCACGGAAGAUAUUUAUCGCGGACGAGUGUUCACACAAACUGGUUCCGGGUAGCAGCCUGGUGGCUAACGUUAGCUGAAACAGAAACGCAGUCCUUCACUCCACUUUCUACAGAGUGGGUCGACAGGAAUUUGGAGACAGGAUGGACGGUGAAGAGAGGACCUAUGGUGGCUGUGAAGGGCCAGAUGCCAUGUAUGUGAAGUUGAUCUCUUCAGAUGGCCACGAAUUUAUUGUAAAAAGAGAACAUGCUUUGACAUCUGGGACUAUCAAAGCCAUGUUGAGCGGACCAGGUCAGUUUGCUGAAAAUGAAACCAACGAAGUGAACUUCAGGGAGAUUCCCUCUCACGUCCUGUCUAAGGUCUGCAUGUACUUCACCUACAAGGUCCGUUACACCAACAGCUCCACAGAAAUCCCAGAAUUCCCCAUCGCUCCGGAGAUUGCACUGGAAUUGCUCAUGGCUGCCAACUUUUUGGAUUGCUAAAGUUACAGAAACAAUGUUUCAGCUUAAAAAAAAACGUUUUAGAUAUGUUUUUGUUUCUUUGAAAAUAUUUAAAUUGUUUUGCCAGUUACUUUAUUGCAACCCGAUAAGUAUGUUAUCAUGUUAUCAUUUUAUUUUUUUUGCACUUGGCAUUCUGUCAUAAUUGUAUUAGUAUGAAAGAUUUCAUUUUAAUGUAAUACAGAUAUGGCGGGCUGCACUGGCCCCAGAAUGUGAUAACUAUGCCCCCACCCCAUAAAUGUUUUCUCACCGCCCGAGAUUAAUAAAGACCUGUUUGGUGA
Gasterosteus aculeatus aculeatus (three-spined stickleback) is the source of this 784-nucleotide messenger RNA. It is a transcript of the gene eloca, whose product is annotated as elongin C paralog a. The record is from RefSeq and is a predicted model, not a curated record. NCBI's taxonomy places the organism in Eukaryota, Metazoa, Chordata, Actinopteri, Perciformes, Gasterosteidae. Gene Ontology annotation, biological process: ubiquitin-dependent protein catabolic process.